Pan troglodytes (chimpanzee) is the source of this 1377-nucleotide messenger RNA. It is a transcript of the gene CRYGC, whose product is annotated as crystallin gamma C. Bases 808 to 1326 code for a protein of 172 amino acids. NCBI's taxonomy places the organism in Eukaryota, Metazoa, Chordata, Mammalia, Primates, Hominidae. The transcript has 3 exons. Gene Ontology annotation, molecular function: structural constituent of eye lens. The record is from RefSeq and is a predicted model, not a curated record. Gene Ontology annotation, biological process: visual perception; lens development in camera-type eye.
GGCCGAGGCAGGCAGAUCCCUUGAGCCCAGCAGUGUAAGGUUCUUGUAUCGGUUCCAACCCCAAGAGCGCGUCCACAGACAACACGAGGAGGUGUGGAGCAAUAAGCUGUUUUAAGGAGCGCCUGGGUGCGCCUGGGUGCAGAAAGGCCGAGGCUUAAAAUGGCGUCAGCACCAAGUGAGGAUGGGGCAAAAGUUUUAUAGUCUCCUGUAAACAGGAAGUGUCCUAGUCUGACGUAAGUGCUACGUUGUACCCGGAUGGCCUCUUUCUCGAUCUUCAGGGGUACGUGUCUUCCAGCCGGCUCUCUUCCUGCUUCUGCUAUCUUGCUGGCGCACACUGCUGACACAAGUGGCCUUGCGCCUUGGGACUGGGCCUGAGAAGGAAGGGGUUACUCAUCCCCUUAAGCUUUCAGACCCUGGGGAGAAUCAUACAAGGAGUUUGAGACCACCCUGGGCAACAUAGCAAAACGCCAUCUCUAUUAAAAAAAGAAAAAAGAAAAAAGUUUAUAUAGUAAGGAUAAAAAGAAAAUAUUUUUGUACAGCUAUACAAUGUUUGUGUUUUAAGCUAAAUAUUACCACAAAAGUGUCAAAAAGGCUUAAAAUGUUAAAAAGUUUAUCAAGUUACAAAGUUACAGUAUGUUAAUGUUAAUUAUUGAAGAAAGAAAAGCAUUUUAAAAAAAUGUUGUGUACCCUAAGUGCACAGUGUGUAUAAAGUCUACAGUGGUGUACAGUAAUGUCCUAGGCCUUCACAUUCAUUCACCCUCCUCACUGACUCACCCAGAGCAACUUCCAGUCCUGCAAGCUCCAUUCAUGAUCACCUUCUAUGAGGACAGGGCCUUCCAGGGCCGCAGCUACGAAACCACCACUGACUGCCCCAACCUGCAGACGUAUUUCAGCCGCUGCAACUCCAUCCGGGUGGAGAGCGGCUGCUGGAUGCUCUAUGAGCGUCCCAACUACCAAGGUCAACAAUACUUGCUGCGGCGAGGGGAGUACCCCGACUACCAGCAAUGGAUGGGCCUCAGCGACUCCAUCCGCUCCUGUUGUCUCAUCCCCCAAACAGUCUCCCACAGGCUGCGGCUGUACGAGAGGGAAGACCACAAAGGCCUCAUGAUGGAGCUGAGUGAAGACUGCCCCAGCAUCCAGGACCGCUUCCACCUCAGCGAGAUCCGUUCCCUCCACGUGCUGGAGGGCUGCUGGGUCCUCUACGAGCUGCCCAACUACCGGGGGCGGCAGUACCUGCUGAGGCCCCAAGAGUACAGGCGGUGCCAGGACUGGGGAGCCAUGGAUGCUAAGGCAGGCUCUUUGCGGAGAGUGGUGGAUUUGUAUUAAAAUAGCUUAACACUACCAAUUUCCCAUUUUGGAACCUAAUAAAUAUUUAGU